AUGACAUAUUCACAAGUUCUGAACAAGCUAUAUGAAGAAUUGAGUGUUGAUCCUAGAGGUGUGGAGUUGAAGGUGGUUAUGCGUUAUCCUAUGGCUGGGGCAUAUGUUGCAAUUCCGUUAAAUGACGACAACGCUGUUAGAGCUAUGUGGAUUGCUGUGACUCAGAGUUCUUCUGUUGCAAUGCAAUUGUUCAUUGAACAAGUCCCAAAGGAGCCAGUUGUGCAAACUAACACUGGUUCCUUUCCGGGGAUGGAUUUUUUUGGUAGUGUGGAUCAACCGUUUUCCACUAGUGUUCAAAGUGUGGGCAUAGGGUCAUUCACAAGAAUGCUUGUUGAUCCACAUUAUGUCAAUGACCAUCUCUCACAGUUUAGGUCUCCGGCCUCAUCGCCUAAUGUUGGAACCUCGACAAGCACAGAACCACAAGGCAUUCUUGAUUCUCUUGACCCAAACAAUGUUGAUGUAUUUGGCGAUGCAGAGAUGAAUGACACUGAUGAAGAUGAUGAUGAAGAGAUAAUUGAAGCUCGUGAUAAGGCAAUUAAAGGAAGCGCCCCCACUUCAGACUUCAAUGAAGUGGCGCAAGUUGAUCCUCGUUUGAAUAACUCAUGGAUGUCUUGGUUAGGAAAUGAGACAUAUAACAAUGGGGGAGAAUUUGAGGUUGGUCAGCAGUUUGACUCAUUGCAACAACUGAAAGAUGCUGUGAAAUCUUACUCCAUAGCUAGAAAUCAAACAAUUCGAGUUGUGGAGGCAGAGCCAGAGAAAUAUGUUGUUGAGUGCAAGAGGAAAGAACAAUGUAGUUGUUCGUGGAGGCUUAGAGGAGUGAAAGAUCCAACACUCUCUACGUUUAAAAUUGUGAGGUACAACGGCCCUCAUGCAAGUAACUGUGUUGGUGACAUCGACUCGGGAGAUCAUAAGCUACUGACUUCCGAGUUCGUUUGCAAUGCUCUUCUAGAUGUCAUUCGCGUUGAUCCUUCAUUGAAAAUCAAGACAAUGGUGCAACUUGUGAAAGAGAAAUUUGAUGGAUUCCAAAUAACCUACAAGAGAGCAUGGCUAGCGAAACAAAAGGCAAUAAAACUCAUUUAUGGGGGUUGGGAGGGUUCAUAUGAACAGUUGCCUAAGUACAUGCAAGCUCUCAAGGAAUCAAAUCCUGGAACUGUUGUUGAGUGGAGGUUGUUAGAGUGUACGGUUCCUGGAACACAUGUUUUUCAACGAGUCUUUUGGGCAUUCAAGCCAUGUAUUGAUGGAUUCCGUCACUGCAGACCCCUUAUCACCAUUGAUGGCACUCAUUUAUAUGGCAAAUACAAAGGCACUCUACUCAUUGCUAUGGGAACGAAUGCCAAUUUUCAACUAUUCCCCCUUGCUUUUGCGGUUGUCGAAGGAGAGAACAAUGAUAGUUGGUCUUGGUUCAUGGCUUGUAUUCGUGCUCGAGUUACAGAUAGGAAAGGGCUAUGUGUGAUAUCUGACAGACAUGCUGGUAUUUUAGCAGCAAUGGAAGAAGUUGGAAGUGGUUGGGAGGAGCCCAAUGCCUACCACAAGUACUGUACACGACACUUGGCUUCUAAUGUGAACUCAAAAUUUAAAAGUGUCGUCAUAAAGAACCUCUUUGGCAAAGCAGCUACUGCAAGGCAGAAGAAGAAGUUUGAUUACUACAUCAACAAAAUUGGUGACUUGAAUGUAGAGGCCCGUAGGUACUUGAUGGAAAUUCCGUACAGUAAGUGGUCCAUUCAUCAUGAUGGUGGUUUCAGGUUUGGUGUAAAGACUACAAACAUGUCGGAAGUUUUCAACGGAGUCUUAAAGGGGGCUCGAUGUCUCCCGAUAACCGCUUUAGUGCAAAUGACCUUUUUCCGGGUUAACUCCUAUUUUGCAACUAGAAGAAGUUGGAGUAAAAGAAGACUUGAAGAGGGCCAUGAGUUAUCGGAAAAGGCUAAGAAGACAAUAGAAGCCAACAUGGAGAAAGCCGCGCACCAUGAGGUUGUUGCUUUUGACUAUGAUGCCAUCGGGUUGUAUCAGGUUAGGACCGGUCGUGGAAGAAGAAAAGCUGGUAAAGGUGGUAACUCCCACACUGUGAAUCUGUUGAGCAAGACAUGUACUUGUGAGAAAUUGAGAAUAUACAAGCUCCCAUGCUCUCAUGUACUAGCAGUUUGUCGUCAUAGAAGCCUAUCACAUGCAGACUUUGUGGAUUCUUUUUUCAUGACCGCCGAAUAUAGGCGUUCAUACGCGAAGUGUUUCGCACCAGUUCCUGAUCCUUGCCACUGGUUAGCUUACAAUGGUCCUACUACUAUUGCCAACCCAGAUUUGAAAAGAGGCCCAGGCCGACGGUCCACUAGAAUUCGAAAUGAAAUGGAUGAGCGUCCCAAUCGUGUGAAGAAGGCAUGCAGUGUUUGUCGGCGACCUGGGCAUAACAAGAAGACAUGUCCUACUCUUAUUGGUGGAUUUGGAUCAUCUGGGUAA
Messenger RNA from Chenopodium quinoa (quinoa), 2448 nucleotides. RefSeq lists its product as uncharacterized. Gene Ontology annotation, molecular function: zinc ion binding. Lineage: Eukaryota; Viridiplantae; Streptophyta; Magnoliopsida; Caryophyllales; Amaranthaceae. The transcript has a single exon. The record is from RefSeq and is a predicted model, not a curated record. Bases 1 to 2448 code for a protein of 815 amino acids.